This is a messenger RNA of Gekko japonicus, 5172 nucleotides long. It is a transcript of the gene SEC24C, whose product is annotated as SEC24 homolog C, COPII coat complex component. Bases 45 to 3485 code for a protein of 1146 amino acids. Gene Ontology annotation, cellular component: COPII vesicle coat; endoplasmic reticulum exit site. NCBI's taxonomy places the organism in Eukaryota, Metazoa, Chordata, Lepidosauria, Squamata, Gekkonidae. Gene Ontology annotation, biological process: endoplasmic reticulum to Golgi vesicle-mediated transport; intracellular protein transport; COPII-coated vesicle cargo loading. Gene Ontology annotation, molecular function: zinc ion binding; SNARE binding. The record is from RefSeq and is a predicted model, not a curated record. The transcript has 26 exons.
AAAGUUUUAUUCAAGGUAGAGACUGAGUUGGGGAUGUGAGCACAAUGAGCGUAAACCAGCAAGCUCACACCGGGCCACCUUACGGGCAGCCUCAGCCUGGAUAUCCCGGGUAUCCGCAGCCUGGCUAUGGAGGACAGCAGAUGCCAGGCAUGGCUCCCUCUCAGUAUGGUGCUUACAAUGGUCCGGUGACAGGAUACCAGCAGAUGGGCCCUCCUCAAGGUUACUUUCCUUCUCUGGGGUUUCCUUCUAAGGGCUCUCCUGUUUCUUUUGAUUCUGACACUUCUUUCGCACCUGAUUUCAUAGGUCCUCUAAGAGCUCCUGCUGCGUCUGGUGCACCUCCUGGACAGCCUGCCUGCAGUCAGUUUGGGCAAGGAGACGUGCGCAAUGGGAUUCCUGCUCCUGCGGUCUCCAUGCAAAGACCUUCUGCCUCCCAGCAAUACAUGCUUGGCACAGCGCCCACCCCCGUUUCCCAGCCAGCUGCUACUUUCCAGUAUGCAUCACCUCCAGCGAGCACACAGCAACUGGCCAAUCACAUGGCAGGAAUGCAGAUAGGCGGUGCUUCAAGUUCUGCUCCUCCCCCAGCUGGCCUGGGCUAUGGUCCUCCGGCAUCAGUUCCGCCUUCCUCAGGAAGUUUUAGUGCAACUGGAUCUGGGCAAUAUGCAUCUUACGCAAGCCAAGGACCCCUUCCCCUCAACCUGCCCCACGGAUUGCCUCCUACCAGCUUGUCUCAGGGUUUCCCCAUGGCUCAGCCUGCCGCAUCUGGUCCCCCGUCAGCCCUACAUCUUUCCUCUCCAGCGCCGGGCUUUGCCCCACCACUGGUCUCUGCCGCGGCUGGAGUUUCCAGUUACCCUCCUGCGGCUGGAGCUUCAAGGCCUCCAACCAUGCAGGGUGCGUUACCUGGACAGGCAACUACUGGGAUGCUGACUUCCCAGCCUAAUCAUGCGACUUCACCACCACCACCACCUGUGGCAGGGCCACCCCCUGGACCACCAAUGACCAGCUUGCAAGGACCACCACCUCCUAACCAUCCUUCCCAGCCAGGAUACCCACUGCAGCAGAAUGGGUCCUUUGGGCAGAACAGAGGCACCCAGCCCAACUACAACGCCGCUUACUCUGGGCCGACAGGUUAUGGGAGCCAGCCGGGAGCACCACCCCCACCAAAGCGUCUGGAUCCGGACUCCAUUCCUAGCCCACAUCUCAAUGAGCUGCCACCUCAGCAGAAACCCAGACACAGAAUAGAUCCCGAUGCAAUUCCUAGCCCAAUCCAAGUCAUUGAAGAUGACAGGAAUAAUCGCGGAUCGGAGCCAUUCGUCACAGGAGUCCGUGGGCAAGUCCCGCCCCUUGUCACUACCAAUUUUUUGGUCAAAGAUCAAGGUAAUGCAAGUCCUCGCUACAUAAGAUGUACAUCCUAUAAUAUUCCGUGUACCUCAGAUAUGGCGAAGCAGUCCCAGGUUCCUCUUGCUGCAGUCAUAAAGCCAUUGGCUACUCUACCGUCAGAAGAGGCUCCUCCUUAUUUGGUAGACCAUGGAGAAUCGGGUCCCAUCCGGUGCAAUAGGUGCAAAGCCUACAUGUGCCCUUUUAUGCAGUUCAUUGAGGGUGGACGAAGGUUCCAGUGCUGUUUCUGCAGCUGCGUCACCGAGGUACCAUCUCACUACUUCCAGCACUUGGACCACACGGGCAGGCGAGUGGAUUACUAUGACCGGCCGGAGUUGUCUUCGGGGUCGUAUGAGUUCUUGGCCACCGUUGACUACUGCAAGAAUAACCAGCUCCCCAAUCCCCCUGCCUUCAUUUUCAUGAUCGAUGUGUCAUACAAUGCAGUCAGGAGUGGUUUGGUGAGGCUGAUAUGUGAAGAAUUGAAGACUCUCCUGGAUUACCUACCCAGGGAAGGGAACAUGGAAGAAUCGGCCAUCCGGGUGGGUUUUGUCACUUACAACAAAGUUCUGCACUUCUACAAUGUGAAGAGCUCCCUAGCCCAGCCUCAGAUGAUGGUCGUGUCUGAUGUAGCAGAUAUGUUUGUACCUCUGCUUGACGGCUUCCUGGUGAACGUUAAUGAGUCCCGCACAGUUUUCACCAGCUUGCUGGACCAGAUCCCUGAAAUGUUUGCUGAUACCAGGGAAACAGAAACCGUGUUCGGUCCAGUGAUUCAGGCUGGCAUGGAAGCACUAAAGGCAGCUGAAUGUGCAGGCAAGCUCUUCAUAUUUCACACAUCACUGCCCAUCGCAGAGGCUCCAGGGAAGCUGAAGAACAGAGAUGACAAGAAACUGAUCAACACAGAUAAAGAAAAGACCCUGUUCCAGCCUCAGACCAGCUUCUACAGCAACUUAGCCAAGGAAUGUGUCGCUCAAGGGUGCUGUGUGGAUCUGUUCCUUUUCCCAAACCAGUACUUGGAUGUGGCGACCUUGGGAGUCGUUCCUUAUCAGACCGGGGGCUCUGUCUAUAAAUACGCCUACUUCCAGGUGGAGACCGACCAGGAGCGCUUCUUGAAUGACUUGCACAGAGAUGUUCAGAAAGAAGUGGGCUUUGACGCUGUGAUGAGAGUGCGCACAAGCACUGGUAUCCGGGCGACAGACUUCUUUGGCGCGUUCUAUAUGAGCAACACCACAGAUGUGGAACUUGCAGGCCUCGACUGCGACAAAACCAUCACAGUGGAAUUCAAGCAUGACGAUAAGCUCAGUGAGGACAGCGGAGCUCUUCUUCAGUGUGCUGUGUUGUACACAAGCUGUGCGGGACAGAGGCGACUCCGCAUUCACAACCUCUCCUUGAACUGCUGCACGCAGCUGGCUGAUCUUUAUAGGAACUGUGAGACGGACACUCUUAUCAACUUCUUGGCCAAAUUUGCGUAUCGUGGACUUCUGAACAAUCCAGUUAAGGCUGUGAGAGACACGCUGAUCAAUCAAUGUGCCCAGAUCCUGGCGUGCUACCGGAAAAAUUGUGCUAGCCCCUCUUCUGCUGGACAGCUGAUUCUUCCUGAAUGCAUGAAGCUGCUCCCUGUAUAUCUGAACUGUGUUUUGAAAAGCGACGUUCUGCAGCCUGGAUCAGAGAUCACCACUGAUGACCGCGCCUACAUCCGCCAGCUGGUCACCACCAUGGAUGUGGCAGAAACAAAUGUUUUCUUUUACCCCAGACUCUUGCCUCUGACCAAAGUAGAUGUCAACAGUGACUCCUUACCGACAGCUAUCAGAAACUCCGAAGAGCGCCUCUCCAAGGGUGACAUAUUUGGAGUUUCGUCUUUCAGCCAGAUCAGCAGUUCUAUGUGCGCACUUCCCGUUUUGGAUAACCCCUUUUCAAAGAAAGUACGAUCCAUCAUCGAUAUGUUCCAGGCUCAAAGAUCGCGUUACAUGAAGCUUAUGAUUGUGAAGCAGGAAGACAAAGUAGAUUUGCUGUUCAAACACUUUUUGGUGGAAGAUAAGAGCACGAACGGAGGGGCGUCGUACGUGGACUUCCUCUGCCACAUGCACAAGGAGAUUCGCCAGUUGCUGAGCUAGAGGAGGGGGCGAUGCUGGAUUUCAACACCGGCACUUCUGUCAUCGCCAGCCACCUGAAAAACGGUCCCAGUUCCUCCGAGAAGGACGAUAAUAGAAACCUGUACAAUUCCAUAAUUUUUAAUACACUGUGCAUAAGCAGAGUUUCAGCAUCUCCCAAGCCCUUUUGAGAGAACAAGACACGGACAGGCGAAACACCCACACAGGGUGGAGGACAAGAUUGUGUGCUCCCAGUCUGAAAUCUGCAUCCCUGUGCUGGGCAGGAAUCUACACUUCCUGCCGCCCCAGUUCCAGUAUAACAAAUGUCUCUUGGAUUUACUUUGACACGAUUCAGCAUCAGGUGACGUGAUUGCUCUCCUUUACACAGCGGCUGCAACACGGUGCGCGUGCCUGAUACUCAGUGAGGUGGAGUAAGGGAGUCCGCUAGCGAAGGGUUGGUACGGCUGGCAGGCCCUGUCCAGUCCAAGGGUAGGAGGGGAAUGGAGCCACCCACUGUCACUUGCACGUCUCCUCCUAAGCGGAGGAAGCCACAUCAUAUGGUCUACAAAUUAACUUGAGUUGUGGCUGUCUGGAGAACACCUCACCCAUGCUGUGAGCCUGGAAAGACCCAGCUCGCCCCUGCCACCAUUGUGUGGCUGUCUAGAUCUGCCUCGGGGAAAGUAAGUGCUGGUGAGAGGGUGCUGAUUCAGGGACAGGUGACUCUGUCUUAGGGUUGGUGUGCACAGGCAUUGCUGCCGCCUUUUUGAAGAACACGGCAUCCCUUUUGAUGCCUGCAUCCGGUUUCUUUGAUGCGUCACCCUCUGUCUGCUAGGGUUUGCUCGGAACACGCUCUCGUCCCUUCUUUUUUACUUUGAAAGGUAAUGUUGCUGAACGGAGCCCAGGCCUAUGUUUGGGGAUCCACCUAGACUUGGUUCAUUUAAGCAGCUGAGCGGCAUUGACGAGCCUGGUAGCACCACAGAGAAAGAAUUAUUCAUAUGCAUCGUACGAGGUUCAGAUCAUGCCACUGUGGAUUCUGAGCUCUGAAGGGUUUGGCCAUGGGCAAAUUCAGCAUAUAGCACCUGAACGGCUAUGUCUUGAGUGGUUCCUACUGGCCAAGUAGCAGGAAGUCUUCCUGUGUUGUACCUCAAACAGCAAGUCCAUGUGGCUUACAGCUAGCUUUUCCGAGUGGUUUUGCUAGGGGUGGGCAAACCUGGUUUCGCCAGAGACAAGGGGCGAGUUUGAGAUUGUAGAAUUCUAAGGGCUCGUUAAUUUUCAAAAGGACACGAAUAUGAUUUUACUUUUAAGCAAAUGCUACACUUAAGAGUGUUCAUGCAGUGCCCGGGACGUUCCGAAGUGGCUGCGCUGAAAUGUAAAGGAAGACAAUGGCAGGGAAGGGUGGCUUCAGGCACAUGGCGGGCGAGACGACUGAAGACAGGCAAAGCCGUUGAAACUCGAAGUUGAAUCCUUGUGUACAAGACCGAUUAAGUAAUCCAGGCGUGUGGUUUCUCCCCCCAUGACCUCCAGAGUGUGUGCUUGUGUUUGUAAAUAUCAUUUUCCUUCUAUUGCAGCCGGUUUGUCUUCCCUUUAAUUUCCCUUCCAUCACACAGACAAGGGAAAUAUCCAAGAACUAUAACUGGCCACAAGUCAUGGAGCUUUUCAGCAGCCUCCCCCGCCCCCUCCAGAACUCCCCUGCUGUCUCCUACCAAAAACG